This is a messenger RNA of Acyrthosiphon pisum (pea aphid), 450 nucleotides long. RefSeq lists its product as uncharacterized. NCBI's taxonomy places the organism in Eukaryota, Metazoa, Arthropoda, Insecta, Hemiptera, Aphididae. Bases 1 to 438 code for a protein of 145 amino acids. The record is from RefSeq and is a predicted model, not a curated record. The transcript has 3 exons.
AUGUCGGGAUGGGGAAGAAGUAGAGGAAUUGGUAGAGAAGAAGAAGUAGAAGAAUUGGACGAAGAAGAGGAAGAGGAAGAGGAACCAAUUGUCAGAGUGUCGGAAACAUACAGAUUGAUUCCUGGGGUUCAUAACCGAUCGAGGAUAUAUGUUGACAACUUGGGAUUCAAGUAUUACAAACGAGAAACUCGUGGACAACGCGUGUAUUUAGUAUGCGAACGGCAGAAGCAACGGAACCAGUACUGCCCUGCCACUGCAACUGUUAGUGCAAAUUUGAACGACAACAGAAUUCGUCUAGGGUACUACCACGACCAUCAGCCCAGAGUGAUCGACCUGAAUGUGCCGUUUUUGAGGGAAACCAUAGGUGAAAGAGGAAUUGAUCCAGCAGUUGCAACCUCAUUUAUGAAAACUUUGUGCAACAACGAAAUUAUCAAGUGAGUCGUAUUCAAA